CGUGAUUUGAAAAGAAGCGCGCAAGAAGAAAAAUGGCGCAGGGGGACGCUACAGCAAAACAAUAACAUUGCACACUUAAAACCUCUGUUAAAGUCCGAUGUUGCAUUUAGCUCACGAUGUCGUUGCUGAGACCUUUUAGUAGGCAGCUUGCUUUGAACACCGCAAGUAUAUUGCUGGUGGAGCGGGAAGAGGAGUUUCAGCAGAGAUUAGCUGAAGCUCUUGUGGAGGAGACAGCAGUCACGUUGAAUGUGAGACUAGCAAAGAGUCUGCCUCUGCCCUCCGAGAACCAACACAGCCGCCCCAGGAUAGACUUGGUGGUUUUUAUCAUCAAUCUCGCUUCUGAGCUCAGUCUUCAUUCUGCCCAAGCCUCCCUCAAAUAUUUGGACCCUGGAUAUUUCCUUGGAAAGGUUUGCUUCAUGGCCACCAACGCACGCAGCGUCAUGGCCUCCCCAGAGCGCCUAGACGCCCUCAGAGAGCUGGCCUCGUCAUUGCACUGCACGCUACUUUUUGCUGAGGAUCAGACGGCAGAUGGUGUGACCAAUGCCUCGGAGAGACUGCUGACCAUCUUGAAGGUGGCGGCCGGUCUCGUUCCCAUGACGACGGCCCUCUAUCUGUCCAACCUGACCAUGUGCACCGUGCCCUCUGAGACGAAUGAGGUGGAUUAUGGUUAACUUUGUGCCACCGAACUGGCAUGCGUUCAGACUUUUAUACGAGUGUGUGUUCUUUGUAAUCUUCCACUAGCGCUCAUAUUUCCUUUUUAUUUAAGUGCUUGUUCAAAUAGUCGGUACACAGUGCCGUAUUCAAAUGAACUAAUCUGUAAGUAUUUUUGUCCGAUCUGUAUCCAGCAGUUAAAUAGAACGUGUAAUAUUUCCUGUUUCCGCAUAAACUGAUUCCUUUCCGUGAAAGAGGCUUGAAAUGUGGUCAAAUAUUUAAUCGCAGUGCAGUGGUUGAGGACCCCAAGGGGGCUUGCUGAUAGCAGUCUUUGUGCCCCCGUGUCACGUCUUCAUCCUUCACCGAUGCACGCGCACGCUUACUAUUAAUAGGUUGUCAUCAUGGCAAUUAUAUGGCAUUCAUGCUCACUUGUGUUUUUUGCAACAUGGCGGCAAGAUACUGGGAGGCACGUGAGGGGGCUGAGGAAUGUAACUGGUAAUUUUGGAAUCUUUGCCUGGGCGGUUUUUUUAACUUUUAUGCUGAAAAUGUGACCGGUUUAAAGAAGUAACUGAUAAAAUAGCCUUUUUAAAAUGAGAAUUUCAAAGAUCCCUGCCAGGCUUCAUCUUACUUGAAACUGAAGCUGUCCCAUUCCUUUCAAUUUAAUAUUAAUCCAAAAAUGCAGUGCUUUGUGAAUCGGUAUGACGAUAGAAUAGUAAAAGUGAAAUGUCAGGAAAGUUGAAGAACAUAAAUUCUAAUAUUAGAAGGAAGAUGAACUUCUUCCCAAAUCAUUAAAAAACAACUGACUCAAUGAAAUUACCGCCAUGGUUGCUCAAGCUCUUGUUAUAAAUGUCAACAUAAAAUAUUAAAUGCCCUUUUGCUCAAAUUAGCCUUGUCCUUUACUUUGCUUGAUAUGAAUGUGUUUAUGUGAAGCUGCGCUCACUAUUUAGAGGUAGCCUGCCCAAACUUCUACGCUAUGCUUCAUCUCGCUCCUUUCCGAAUGUCUUUUUUCCUCUCCGUGUUUAUUUUGCUUCCUCAAUUUUAUUUGGUUUUAUGCAGGGAUUUUGUCUGAUAGCAAACGGGAAGCUCGGUAUUGUUUGUGUAUUUGAAUGUUCGGAAUAAAAGUUGUCAAACAAA
Syngnathus acus (greater pipefish) is the source of this 1785-nucleotide messenger RNA. RefSeq names its product proliferation associated nuclear element (gene pane1). The transcript has 6 exons. NCBI's taxonomy places the organism in Eukaryota, Metazoa, Chordata, Actinopteri, Syngnathiformes, Syngnathidae. The record is from RefSeq and is a predicted model, not a curated record. Bases 117 to 671 code for a protein of 184 amino acids.